Messenger RNA from Drosophila melanogaster (fruit fly), 2446 nucleotides. RefSeq lists its product as uncharacterized. Bases 23 to 1483 code for a protein of 486 amino acids. The record is from RefSeq and is marked reviewed. The transcript is spliced from 4 exons. Gene Ontology annotation, biological process: allantoin catabolic process. NCBI's taxonomy places the organism in Eukaryota, Metazoa, Arthropoda, Insecta, Diptera, Drosophilidae. Gene Ontology annotation, molecular function: zinc ion binding; hydrolase activity; hydrolase activity, acting on carbon-nitrogen (but not peptide) bonds, in cyclic amides.
UCAGUAGUCAGCUGCUUUUAGAAUGGAUCUGUUGUUUCUCAGCCGGCGAAUUUUCCUGGGCGAUGGCAGCCAAAACGCCCUGAUCCAUGGCGGCAUCAUCGUGGAUACAGAGGGCAUUAUACGCAGGGUGCUACGUUCACCGCAGGAGGUUAAUACCUAUUUGUACAACACAGAAUCCGAAUCGGUUUACGAUUUCGGGGACCUGGUACUGAUGCCCGGUCUGAUUGAUCCCAAUGUCCAUAUCAACGAGCCGGGUCGCAAGGACUGGGAGGGUUUUGCAACUGCCACCAAGGCGGCGGCCGCCGGUGGCUUCACCACAAUCAUCGAUCGACCCACCAACGCGCAACCACCCACCGUUAGUGUGGCCCAUCUCAAGGCCAAAACGUCGACGGCCCGUGGAAAGAUCUAUGUGGACGUGGGUUUUUGGGGCGGACUAGUGCCCGGAAACGGGGAUCAGCUGGCUGCACUUUUGGGUGCCGGUGUCAUGGGUCUGCAGUGCACAUUGUGCGAUCCCGCGGCGCCCGUCUCUCAGGAAUUUCCCGCCGUAAACGAAUCUCAGCUGGAGGAGGCUCUUUCCCAGUUGGACAAGGAUCAGGCUGAAGGGGAAGCAAUCGUAGCGGUGCAUGCUGAGCUGCCGCUGACCACCGAAAUCCAUCCGGACGAGGAGGCGCCCCGGGAGUAUGGCACUUUCCUGGUGACUCGUCCACCCCAAAUGGAGAUUUCCGCGACGCAGUUGCUCUGCCGGCUGGCGAAUCGCCACCCGCGGCGCUGCAUACACAUCCUCAACUGCAGCAGCGGCGAAAGUCUGCCGCUGGUGGAGGAGUGUCGACGGCAGGGCGGGAAUCUAACGGUGGACACCUGUCCGCAUUACCUGGCCCUGGCGGCCGAGGAUGUGCCCGAUUGCGGCACGGAGUUCAAGACCUGGCCACCGAUUCGGGAGCGUCGCAAUCAGGAGCAAUUGUGGCAGGCUCUGAGACCGGGCGGAGCCAUCCGCAUGAUUGGCAGUGAUCACUCGCCGGCGACGCCGGGUGCACGUGCUCUCACCUGCGGAAGGGGGCGUGGCAACUUCCUGAAGGCGUGGCCGGGCAUCAACUCGUUGCAACUCAGCCUGUCGGUCGUUUGGACAGCGGCCGCCAAUCGGCGAGGAUCCGCCAACCUGACCAUCGCGGACAUCCAUCGUCUGAUGUGCCAGGAGCCGGCGAACCUGUGCGGCUUGUCCGCCUCGAAGGGCCGCAUUGCCGAGGGCUACGAUGCCGACUUCUGUGUGUGGAGUCCCGAGGAGGAGUUCACCGUGGGCCCGGAGCUGCUCUACACGGCCACGAAGGCCACCCCGUACGCGGGUCAAAAGUUGCGGGGCGUGGUGCAUGCCACGGUGGUGCGGGGCCUGCAUGUCUACCAACAGUUCGAGGGCUUCGGCCAGCCCCUGGGCAAGGUGCUGCUUCGGAGGAGCAGUCGAAAACUGGUCAAGUUCGUGAGCAUGUGAGGGAGAUGGGAUGGCAGGGAUUGGCAGGGAUUGGGAUGAAGUUGACGGAAGUGGGUGGUGGAUGGGAGGUAAACUUUGUUAAUUAAAAUCAUUAAGAGAUUGGGCUGUGUUCGUUGAUAUUCCGUCGUCACCUUCCCGUCUUACCGAUACACUUUCCCAGGGGUAUAGCUCUUUUCUGGCAUAUGAUUCAAAAAUUAUUCAUUUAAUCCGCCCACGAUGCAAUUAAUUAACACAACCCUCAGUCGGAAUUGAAAAAGGUUUCACAUAACAAUUUAUAAAUACCAAUAAUUGUGGGCUUAAAAACAUAAUUCAUAAGUGCCUUGCAAAUCCCUUGAAUUUUCAUCUCGUAAUAAGCGUUGGCAAUUUGCACAAUAAAUGUUAUUCUAAUAAUAGCGAAAUAGCACGUUUUUAUAUCACAAACAAGGACUUAUCAGAUUAAAAGGCAAAGGUAUCAACAUGUUGACAAUCUGUUGAUAUGUUCAUUGUCAUUUUCCCGUUUUUUUCCCCUUUUUUAAAUAUUUUUAUUUUUUGUUUGUGUGUGUUUUUGAUCGUAUUUAGAGUAACGAGCGUGGCACAAGACUUUUUUUUUUUUUUGGACUCAACUCUAAAAGUUGGCUUCCCAUUUCUGGUUUUCCCCCCAUCUAUGCCCACUUCGUUAAUGUUUCCUUUUGCCGCUUCAAGGAUAGGAAGGAGCAGAAGCGACGAGGAUGAGGACAAGUGGAAGUGGGCGUGGGAGGGCCAGGACGUGCAACAAGUUGUCGCGUGGCAACGCCGCGUAAACAUGACACCAGUCGACCUCACGGAAACCCAUCACCGAGCCAACCCAUCCCAUUGCAUGUGUGCCUGUCCCGCGUUUUUCCAUCACUUUUCCCUCGCUUUUUCCUCGCUUUUCCAGGCAUGCGGAUGACAGCUUAAGUUUGCUUGCCAGGCGUCAACUCAAUUUUUGCACUACACUAUAGGCUG